AUGGCUUCCCUGGCUAACAGAGCCCCUAUUGCUCUUCGUAACGCGUGCAGAUGCUACCCCGCUCUGAGCACACGACCGAGUGUAAUAGCGAGAGUGGGGCACGAACAUGCGAGGAGCUUUAGCAAUUCGCCAAGAUGGCAGAUCAAAACGAGGGAGAUGACUGAUGACAUGAUGAGGGAAAUCAAUGUCAACCAAGCAAGAUUGAUGGAUGAUAUUCACCACAGCUGUCAAUGGGGUAUAGGCGAGCGGUGGGGAAAUAAGCCGACAGAAACUGGAAUGAGUCGGCUCGCACUCUCCGAUGCUGACAAGGCUGCACGUGACUGGUUUGUCCGGACGACAAAAGAGUUGGGUUGUGAAGUCACUAUCGAUAAUAUGGGCAACAUAUUCGCAGUCCGACCAGGGCUGAGGAAAGAUAAGCCCCCAACGUUUGUCGGAAGCCAUCUCGAUACUCAACCAACUGGUGGACGAUAUGACGGUAUUCUCGGAGUCACUGCCGGUAUUGAGAUGUUGAGAGUGUUUGCAGAAAAUCGGAUUGAGACGGAGUAUCCCGUUGGCGUAGUGAAUUGGACGAAUGAAGAAGGCGCUCGAUUCCCAAUGUCUAUGGUUUCAAGUGGAGUGUGGGCUGGAUCUAUACCACUAGAGACUGCGCACAGCCUUCGUGAAGUACAUCCAGGCACGGCAACCAUGAAGUCUGAACUCAAACGCAUCGGUUACCUAGGAGACAUACCAGCUAGUUAUGAAGCCACGCCUAUGGCGGCGCACUUUGAGCUACAUAUCGAGCAGGGUCCGCUGCUGGAGAUGGCAAGAAAGAAGAUUGGUGUGGUCACGUCAGUUCAAGCGUACAAGUGGUUCACGAUCAAAGUCAAGGGGCGAGAUACGCACACUGGAACUACAGAUCUCAAGUCACGCGCAGAUGCUUUGUUGGCGACGAGCAAAAUGAUACUGCACUCCCACCGUCUGGCCACUGCGAACGACACACUAGCAUCAACAGGCAUAUUGAACCUGAAGCCCGGCUCUACGAACACAGUCCCGGGAGAAGUCACUUUUAGCCUGGAUAUCCGUUCUCCAAAGGACGAAAUGGUCCAGAAGAUGAAGGAGUUGAUCCUUCGCGACUUUCCUAAGAUUGCUGCAGGCGAAGAUGUGGGAGCUUCCAAUUAUGGCUGUACACCUGGCCUACCGCUCACCGUGGAAAUCAUGGAGGACUUUGACAGCCCAGCGACGAAAUUCCACGCCGAAUGCAUCGCCUCUGUACGCCAAUCUGCGCACAGCAUUGUCGGGUCUCAUGCAUCAAUGGAAAUGACAUCUGGUGCUGGACACGAUAGCGUGUAUGCAAGUAAGCGUUGUCCGACGAGCAUGAUCUUCGUACCAUGCAGGGAAGGUGUGAGUCACAACCCCCGGGAAUUUUGCGAGGAGGAAGACUGCGCUUUGGGUACACAAGUCUUAUUACAGAGUGUCAUGAGAUUUGAUCGCAUGAGAGACUGGCAAAGAAUAUCUUGGAAACAAGAGCCGUUCGUUCUGUAA
Messenger RNA from Bipolaris maydis ATCC 48331, 1521 nucleotides. RefSeq lists its product as uncharacterized. NCBI's taxonomy places the organism in Eukaryota, Fungi, Ascomycota, Dothideomycetes, Pleosporales, Pleosporaceae. Gene Ontology annotation, molecular function: hydrolase activity, acting on carbon-nitrogen (but not peptide) bonds, in linear amidines. The record is from RefSeq and is a predicted model, not a curated record.